Molecule: messenger RNA, 3444 nt
Organism: Symbiodinium natans
Lineage: Eukaryota; Dinophyceae; Suessiales; Symbiodiniaceae
Source: the annotation of a GenBank genome assembly
AUGGCAAGGACUCCAGCAUCGCGCAAGAUUGGUCGCGUGCUGGCGCUGCUGGCAUUGUUUUGGGCGUGUCAGCAAGCUGUGCAGACAGUGCGGGCUGCUGUUGGAGUCAGGGCCGUUCCCUUUGCAAGGCCUCCUGCGGGCGCGUGGGCGCGUAAGCUGCCCAUUGCACGCGGAGCCGCGAGCAAGGCUGAUGGCCAACCUGGUGAAGGUGAUGACAAUGAAGAUGACGAGGUGAGCAAGCUGGCCAAAGAACACGAUGCGUGUCAGAGCUACAACGCAAGUCAGGUGAUUGGAUGGGUCCAACAAGUCUCUGGCCCCAAGGACAUCAGCGAGUUUGCGGGUCAAGAGUACGCCGGGAAGGAACUGCUGACGAUGGGCGUGGCAGAGCGCGACAACCUCGGGUUGGCAAAAGGUCCACAGAGGCGCCUGAUAGAGCGCAUCAAGAAGCUGAAAGCGGCCGUCGCCAUUAGACAAGCCAAACUGAAGCUACGCAAUGCAGGCACUGACGAUGAGGGUCGGAUCAAGAUGGUCGGUGACAUGCUGUCGGCGCUGGUCGAGCUGCAGCUGAAGGACAAAGACCUCUUGAAAGCAGCCAUCGAUGUAAUCAAGAAGCAGCUAGGCAAUCUACAGGACGAUCAGGGUCGGAUCAAGAUGGUCGGUGACAUGCUGUCGGCGCUGGUCGAGCUGCAGCUGAAGGACAAAGACCUCUUGAAAGCAGCCAUCGAUGUAAUCAAGAAGCAGCUAGGCAAUCUACAGGACGAUCAGGCCAGGCUGUUCAUUGAAGUCGUCUCCAUAGCACGGGUUGCUCCGGCACAGGGUGACAUGCUGUCGGCGCUGGUCGAGCUGCAGCUGAAGGACAAAGACCUCUUGAAAGCAGACGCUCGCCCACGUUGUGUUAUGGAGGGUGCCUGCCGUUCAGGAUCCCUGUUUGAUUUUCUUUUGGCAACCCAGAAAGCCGAGGCCAUCGAUGUAAUCAAGAAGCAGCUAGGCAAUCUACAGGACGAUCAGGCCAGGCUGUUCAUUGAAGUCGUCUCCAUAGCACGGGUUGCUCCGGCACAGGGUCGGAUCAAGAUGGUCGGCGGCGGCCUCGGAGCUGUGGGAAAGUUAGCCAAAUGUGACAUGCUGUCGGCGCUGGUCGAGCUGGAUGCAAAGAGUGUGAUGAGGUCAGCUCUUCAGGAUGCGGAUGUCAUAACGGUGUUUGAGCAGGCCUGCAACGCAACCAGGAGCGAUGUGAACAGCUACGGGCCAAAGCAAGUAGCUGCAUGGAUUGCGGCAAAACUGGUUUCUGCCAAGUACGACGCUUCGGAGAUCCAACAGGCACUUGCGAAGCUGACUGGGAUGUUGAGUGAACAGCUGCUCGAAGUCACGCAAGAUGAGUUCGAGAGCCAGUACAAUCUAGAGGCUGCGAAAGCUAAGUUCCUGUUCAAUGCGGCUCAAGGCUUAAGCGACCCUUCGGCAUUGACCUUUCGCGACCUCGUGAACGACAGCAGCUAUCCAGAGUUCAAAUACCAGCAUGUUUGGGUGUACAGGCUCCUAACAGACAUACCAAAAUGUGGUUACAUUGAAGAUGCGCAGCUGUUGAAGAGCACAGUCGCCGGCGAAGUGGUGGAUGUGGCAAUCGGCAUGAGGAAGGGCAAGCGCUGUAUUCCCGUCUUCUAUGGUGAAAGUGGCAGCGGGAAGACCCUGCAGUCUCAGCUUGCGCCGGCUCUGAAGUUACGCAAUAAUUCGUGCAUAGUUCGCGUCUUCAGCAAGACAAUUGACGAUGACGAUCCAAUCCUCGACGACAUCAGGACACUACACCUGCACCAGGACAUUGAUAGUCGCAAUGCCUUGUGUAAGAAUUGGACUCUCAACGUGCUCUUUGCGCAGAUCAAGGAUGCUUUUGGGCAACAUGAAGAGGUGGUUGAAGCAUGGUUUGGCAAUUCAAGCCGGAACAAACAAGACCUUGGCACCAUCGUGUUUGUCAUUGAUGAGGUUAGCAAGUGCAUAGAACUGGCUCGCGGCAUCUCUGCAGUGCAAGGUCAAAUUUACUCGACGCUAGAGAAGGAGUAUUGCAUAUCUGCUCAGCUUGUCAUGGCUGGAACGGCUGCUGCAUACAUUCUGGGGACUCCAGGUACAAGUAAGCUCAGUUCUGAUCCAAAAGGGGUUUGCUUGACGCAUGUUGGCGUUGUCAGGGGCACGACAUACCUCAACAGGCUGCUGACACACGAGUUGGACAAGAACACGGGCGUGCACUUGAAGGACUUGCAAGUCGCGUCCCUGCGCCCAUACCUUAGCAACGCCCGAACGGCAUGGUUCCUGAUUGAAAUGCUGCGCCAUUUCACUUGGGCGCCAAAGGAGGUCAGCCCCAAGAGUGCAGUCUCAAUUUGGAAGCGCUACCCAGCAGCCACGGGCUGCUACGUGCCCUUGAUGUACAGAACAACGAACGGCUUGCAGCGAUUGAAGACUCCUCGAGAUCGGGAAAACAUUGCCAACCGGGCGCUCAAACUUUUGAUGCACACCGACCUUCUGUCACCAGACACGAUGCCGACGCUUCAGGAAGCUGUAGAGUGUGUAAGCCUCGGGCUGUGCAACGUUUCAAGCUAUAGCCAAGCCCAAGGUAUGCUUGAGCAAGAUCCGCGAAGCAAGACGUAUCGGGAUCACCUGAUUUUCGAGUCUUCACCUGCUUUGGCACACAUGCUGUUGGCAGCUUUCGAUGUGCCCGAGGUGGUCCCGCAGGACGGGGAUUCGCUGGAGGCGGUCAUAAUGGAGGCGGAAAGACGCUUCUCAGAGGUGCUGACGGGCCGGAAGGCCAUCGCUUUGACUCUACCACAUGCGCUGCCUCCGCAAUUGAACCAGCUGAACAUGCCAGGCGUGCCACAAGAACAAUUUCAGGAGGUUCUGGCAGCUUUGAAUGCCAGCCAGACGGUGGUGCUGCGCAACGGGCCCAAUGCCCAAGGUGCCGACAUAAUUGUUCUUCGGAGGAGGCAUGGAAGCACUUUGCCCUUGGUUCGCCUGAUACAGGCGAAAAACAGGAAGAGCAAAGCAGACAUGCUUCCAGUGAUUUCAACACUGGGAGUCACAUGCAACAACUCUACACAUAGGCGUGCCGCCUUCUCUCGAGCCGAAGAAGUUCUUGGAUGGCUGUGCCUACUUGUGUCAGAGCAAGCUGGCCCUAAUGCGUUCAGCCUUGGGAAGUUCAGUCAGCCCAGGACUGCUGUUGACGUCAGCGUCGAACUGGUGCUUGUGGAGAGCAUCCCCCGCAACGAGACUCUUCCUACUUUGAGUCGACCAGCGUUUUUGCAACAGACUCCUACGUUCCUGCUGAGGAGUUUGCAACAUUUGGCUCCGUUUCCAACACAUCUCGCGCGCCCCAAUAGCAACUAUGCUGCGCAAAAGAAGUGGGCAAGGAGGAAGAGGUCGAGAAAGCCGUCGGCAAAGAAAAUAUCAGCAAGCAAACGAUAG